Messenger RNA from Mastomys coucha (southern multimammate mouse), 7860 nucleotides. It is a transcript of the gene Ccnt2, whose product is annotated as cyclin T2. The coding region runs from base 1616 to 3355 and encodes 579 amino acids. Gene Ontology annotation, cellular component: cyclin/CDK positive transcription elongation factor complex; nucleus. The record is from RefSeq and is a predicted model, not a curated record. Lineage: Eukaryota; Metazoa; Chordata; Mammalia; Rodentia; Muridae. Gene Ontology annotation, molecular function: cyclin-dependent protein serine/threonine kinase activator activity. The transcript has 5 exons. Gene Ontology annotation, biological process: positive regulation of DNA-templated transcription, elongation; regulation of transcription by RNA polymerase II.
AGCCAUCUGGGAUGAGUGCUGGUGCUUUCCUCCUUCUAGGAUUGGUAUGGACAUUGUGUAUUCUAGCCUUCCUUAUGUUGGGUUUCAGAAAAAGUGCAGAUGUCAUUUUGAAAUAGUAUUCAGUAUCCUAGUCAUCUAUUUCUGUCUGUGUUUUCCAAGUGGAUUUGCUUGCAUUUGUGUGGUAAUGGAGAAAACUAACAACUCUCAUAGCCCGCUAUGGUGCCAUUAGACCUUAUUAUGAGCAAGAGCCCUUCCCACAGGCUGCUGCUGUUGCUUCUCUAGUUCCCAUUUGACUCAUUUGGAUUGCUUAUGGUGCAUCGUAGCUUCUGGGGUCUGCUUCUGUGCUUUUGAUCCUUUUGAAAAUAAAAUCCUAUGGUUUUGGUCUCUUGCUUACAGGGCUUUGGGUGUGUGUGUGUGUGUGUGUGUGUGUGUGUGUGUGUGUGUGUGUGUGUGUGUGUGUUCGUUUGUUCCUCUGACUUGGCUUUGAGGUGGCUGUACUUCCUCCCUUUAAAGAUUUUCUUUUAUCUUUACUCUCUUUGUUUCUUUUACUCUGUUACAACUUUGAACUAACAAGAACACUUUAUGUUCCUUCUUGUAUUGAGUUUAGAUCCAGCCUUUAGUAAACAUGACACCACAGUUGAGUGUUUUUAUUAUUGUAUGGGGUUUUGUUUGGGUGGUGUGGGGGAGGGGUAGGUAUGAUUUGUGCAAAGCCUUCACCUCCCACUCCAGAUGAGACAGUUGCUACUUUGCUGCACAAUUGGCUGUUGUCAUUUUACCAGGGACCUUUCACUCUGAUCUCUCCUUCCCUCCCCACCAGGAAAGAAUACCAUACUUAAGUCACACUGCCUCCAAGACCUCUGGUGCUCUGACAGUCUUCCUUAGCACAGCUCUGCCAGACCCAAUCCCUUUUGUUAACUCUUCCCUUGAUGAUCACAUGGGGCAGCAGGGAUCACAGGUGCCAAGAGUGAAAACUAGGAGGGGAAGAACUUUGGGGCUUGGGAGUGGGACUUGGGGCUGCCAAGCUAGUGAUUUUUUAUCAGAAAGGGAGGGGGUUGGUCAGGUGUCUGUUGGGAAGAGCAUGGGGUAGGGGAAGGGAAACUGUUUUAGUGUCUUAUGAAACUAGUUAAAGAUUGCUUUCCUGUUGGGGAUCAGUGUUGGAAGCAUUCCCCCUAGAAUAUUCCUCUUUCUAGGUUUUAUCUCUAAUUGGAGUCUAUAAGUUAAAAAAAUUAGUACAGUGGAGUUUCCUAUAUUCUGUUAAUAUAUAACAAUAUAUAGUAACAUGAUAAAGAACUGAGAUUAUGUUCUUAGAAGUUUGGGGUGGGAGUUGUUUUGCUCAAUUUUGAAGGAAAUAUUUAAGCCAGCCUAACUAAAAUGACAAGAUUAAGUUUGGCAGGCAAUUCUUCAUAUUUUGUAUUAGACUUCAAAAAUCUUUUUUUCUUCUUGUUUUUGUUUUUUGUUUUUUUGUUGUUGUUUUUUAAUCCAGGAGAAUGCUUUAUUUCAACUCUUAGCUGACUAGAUGCUUAACUUAGUACAAGUGUAGCCCUGUAACUGGCUAGCUAAAGCAGAUCGGCUUGUUUCUCAGAUCUAUGGGGGAUAGCAAGAAACAUGUGAGUGAAUGUGGUUGAAGAUUUUCAGUAGUAUAGAAAAUGAUGGCGCUCUUGUGAUAUUUGUAAGUACAAGCAAGGAUUUGGCACAGACAUCCUAUUUCAUGGCUACCAACAGUUUGCAUCUUACGACCUUCUGUCUUCAAUACAAACCCACAGUGAUAGCAUGUGUAUGCAUUCAUUUGGCUUGCAAAUGGUCCAAUUGGGAGAUUCCUGUGUCAACUGAUGGAAAGCACUGGUGGGAGUAUGUGGACCCUACAGUUACCCUAGAGCUGCUAGAUGAGCUAACACAUGAGUUUCUACAAAUAUUGGAGAAAACGCCUAGUAGGUUGAAGAGGAUUCGAAACUGGAGGGCUAUGGCUAAGAAACCAAAAGUAGAUGGACAAGUAUCAGAGACACCACUGCUGGGUUCAUCUUUGGUCCAGAAUUCUAUUUUAGUAGAUAGUGUCACUGGUGUACCUGCCAACCCAAGCUUUCAGAAACCAUCAACAUCAACGUUCCCUGCUCCAGUACCUCUAAAUUCAGGAAAUACUUCUGUUCAAGAUAGCCGUGCAACUGAUAAUUUAUCAGUGCUAGCAGCAGGAAUGCCCAGUACCUCAUACAAUUUGUCGUCACACCAAGAGUGGCCUCAGCAUCCAGACUCAGCCAGGACAGACCCAGUGUACACACAGAAACAAGAGGCCACUCUCUCUGGGAGCCAGUACAUAAGCUUCCAGCAGGGACCGUCAAUGGCACUGCAUUCCGGAUUACAUCACAGGCCAGACAAAGUUGCUGAUCAUUCGUCAGCUAAGCAAGAAUAUCCUCACAAACCUGGGAGCAGUAAACACCAUGGUCCCAUACCUGCUGCUCCUGGAGUGGUUCCUCAGAAAAUGUCUUUAGAUAAGUACAGAGAAAAGCGGAAGCUGGAAACCCUUGACCUGGACACAAGGGAUCACUAUAUAGCUACCCAUGCAGAACAGCAGCACAAACAUGGGCCAGCUCAGGCAGUCGCAGGCACUUCUGUCACUUCUCCCAUCAAAAUGAAGCUUCCCCUCACCAAUUCCGACAAGCCUGAGAAACACUUGGUAGAGAAAAAGGAGAGGAGUGGAUCUCUGAAGCUCCGGCUUCCCAUCCCACCCCAUGAUAAAGGCCCCAGCAAAGAGGAGCUAAAGAUGAAAAUCAAAGUGUCAUCCUCAGAAAGACACAGCUCUUCUGAUGAAGGCAGUGGGAAGAGCAAGCACGCGAGUCCGCACGUCAGCAGAGACCACAAGGAGAAGCACAAGGAGCACCCUGCCAACCGCCAGCACAGCAGUCACAAGCAUGCGCACGUGCACAGCGGAGGCAGCAAGCAUGCUGCUGACGGGAUGCCGCCCACCAUGCUCAGGAGCCCUGUAGGCCUGGGCCCUGAAGGCCUCUCCUCCGCCUCCAGUGCAAGGAAGAAGCUGCAUAUCAACGAAGCUUCCCACAACCACCACUCCAAAAUGAGCAAAAGUUCCAAAAGUUCAGGUAGUUCAUCUAGUUCUUCCUCUGUUAAGCAGUAUCUAUCCUCUCACAGCUCUGUUUUUAACCAUCCCUUACCCCCUCCUCCCCCUGUCACAUACCAGGUGGGCUACGGACAUCUCAGCACCCUCGUGAAACUGGACAAGAAACCAGUGGAGCCCCACGGUCCUGAGGCCAAUCACGAGUACAGUACAAGCAGCCAGCAUAUGGACUACAAAGACACAUUCGACAUGCUGGACUCGCUGCUAAGUGCCCAAGGAAUGAAUAUGUAACCCUGUGUUUAGGUCAACUUUUCCUUUCCUUUUUAAUUUAAAAAUGGUUGGAAUGGAAAAUGCCCUCCUGGUCCAGCGGUGGUGCCACUGCUUCCAUAUUUGUAAGUGCUGCUUUGUUCUUCAUUCUGAAAGAAGAGAUGAUAGUAAACAAGCCUAUCUCCACAUACGAUAGUGUUACCAGGACUGUAAACGCAUGGAAGAUGCAGCUGAGAACAUUAGGAUGAAUGGCUGGCUGCUGCUAGGAACCUAAGCUGCCUCAAGCUUCUGUUAUUUAUGAUUUGAAUAUUGUAGCUGUUUUUUGUUGUUGCUUGGCUUUGAAUGAGUGUCAAUUGUUUUCUUUUGUGUAUUUAUACUUGUAUGUAUGGUUUGCAUGUCUCAGUGAUAAAGGGAUAAAACGGUAUACUGACAACUGUUUACAAGAAAGUGGAGAAAAAUGUACAUACAUUUUUGUAUGUUUAGAUAUUACCAUAAAUACUCAGGAUUGGAGCUGCUUGUAAGUAUAACAAUAUACAGAAUAACUUUAUUUUCUCUCGUCAGAGUCCAUCACUAAUCUAAAACACAAGUGGCACUUUUUUAUUGUUAACCUUAAACUCUAGGCCUUACUGGAAGCCGCUGAGGGGACAUUCACUACUAGACGGGAAUGUGGUGCCAUGGGUGGCCCUUAACACUGGGAAGCACUCAGUCUGCCUUCAGAGGUUCUGACCAGAUUGGCUGCGGAAUCAGCCAUUGAUUUCUGAAGGCUUGAAGAGGAAAAAAAAAUAAAGUUUACAUACUCUUGAUGUGAAGUGCAUUUAAAUGUUUGUUGGCUUGUUGCAGUGCUGUAGAAAGCAGCUAAUGAUGGGUGUGAGGAUGACUGUGACGUCACUCACAGCAGCUCCCAGUGAAGAUUAGUCAGGAACGCUGACACUACAGAUUCUAAGAGUGAACGGGGUCACUUUUCCUUUAGCAUUUGCAGUGACACCAUAGUCUUGAAUAUUCUAUAUACUCUUCCCAUGGGGAGAGAGAGUCUGUGUGUGUGUGUGUGUGUGUGUAAGAGAGAGAGAGUGAGUGUGUGUGAGGGAGAGAGAGAUACCAUAUUUCUUUUUCAGGUAAACGCAGUCUUCCUUAUAAAAAUGGAAUUAAACCUAUGCUCUCUUGAUUCUUUUAUAUUCUAACAAUAAAUAAAAAAGAAAAGAUUGCUGACUGUGCAUUGUACCUGUAUUUAUAGCUUAUGGUCAUUAUCAGGAAAAUGUAAGGAAAAAGGCCAGCUUUAGGCAAGCCACUGCUGGGCUUUCACAUUCGUUUGCACGUCUUAGUGGGUUUUCAUGGAGAUAAUGCUUGCACUGUCCCCUGACGCCUGGUCAGGGGAUGGACUGACUUGUCUAAAUGUUGGUGUAAGCACCGAUAGUAUGGCUCUUGUCUGUUGCCUAAUCUUGAAUUUAUUUCUGUGGUAAGUCUUAGCUGUUGAGUCUCUUAAGAUGGGUCGGAUUCAACUUGUAUUGAAUCACAAGUUCUCUGUAUAUGAAAUAUUUUGUUAUAAAGCCACUGAUCUGUGCACAAUUGUAACUUUAUUCAAGUAUGUUGUAGUUGUAAAUAUUAGAGUUGAACCUUGUACUCUACUUUUAUUUAGCAGUUAUCUCAUUUGCCAGUAGCUGUUUGUUUUUUAAAGAAAAUUGUUGAUUGUUUUGUCAAUGUUAUUUGAACCUGAGAUUUCAGGAGCUUCUUUGUGGGAACUCAGCCUAGCCGGCUAGUCUUCACUCUCUUCUUGUCUUGCAUUGGUAAUCUUUGUUACCAUGUGAUUUUUGUUGCUGUGUGAUAUACUAUUGUAUCAUAAACAUGAGGAUUUUGAUACAGUUAUGGUUUUACCUUGGUACAUUUCCAAGAACUAGCAUAGAAUUUAAACAGAGUACAAGGUGAGGGAGGGAAGGGUUUUGUUCUUGGUGAUUUAGAUGUGAAACCUCAACAGAGCAUCAUGUGAACUGACUGAGGUGGUCGUGCUACUGUAUCAUUGGGAGUGAUGCCAGGGAUUUUAAUCAGCCUUUGUAAAGAGUGGUCAGAGAAGUAGUGAACUUAUUUUCAGUGUGGCAUAGACAACAAUGUGAAUAUUUAAGGUCUGGGGCUAUAGUUAAACUUCACUAAGGAUUUUCAGAAAUGUGUUGUUUUGUGUUUGUUUUUGUUUGUUUUUUUGUUUUUUGUUUUUUUUUUUAGAUAUGGGAAUAAAGGUAAUUUUGUUGAAUCUUUAUUGGUGCUAAUGAUGGACAGUUAAACAGAUAGUGUAUAUGCUAUGGAUAAGUACACUUAGUACUUCCAGAAUUGACUUUGAAAUGCUAUGUAUUCAUUUUCACUCUGUAAAUGUAAUUCUUUACGAUGACUAUUUAUUAAAAGGCAGUCAGUUGUGAUUUUUACAGGAUUGUGUGAACUAUUCAAACUCUUCAACCUCAGAACAAGAUGCUAAAACCACAAUGAGAGAAAAUUUGUGACUCUUUGUUUCCUUUCCACUAAGGAAAACCCUCACAAUUCAUAUCACCAUGAGUUUGCUUCAAUGAUCUUGUUUGCAUAACAUAGUUCAUUUGCAUGGUCCCAUUAGACUUUACCAAAGAAAAAAGACUCAAUAAAUGGACAUUCUAUUGUGAGUCUUGUAAGUAGCCAUAAAUAACCAAAAUAGUAUCAAACUUAGGUGUGAGAUUUCACAUGUGCAUAGUACUGUUAAGGUGAUACAUUUUUGAUGAGUUUUUUAAUACUUGAAAAUAAUUAAAAAGCAUUAUCUUUACAUCAUCCUAUAAAAGAGUGAUUCAUUCUUAAGGUGUGUUUCCCUAGGUUUGUGACCUUUUUGCAAAAGCACAUUAUAAUCAGAGGCUUCCUGUCUACCUCUCUCAGCUAAUUUUCUAAAAUCAGUAUGUGCUUCCUAAAUAUUUGCCUUAGCUACUAACACAAGCUGUCCUCAGAAGCAAAGCCAAGGAGUGCAUGUUUGUGGGAGUCCUCUCGGAGGCCUGCAUUACAAGCUCGCUGCCAGCUCCCGCUGCUAGAUGAGGCCCCACACAUCUCCUGGUAGCAAGUAGCAACGAAGGCAACAGUGCCAGCCCUGGGUACACUUUAAAGAUGUCUUCCGUGGGAGUGGUGGCUUCCUUAGGAAUGUUGUGAGCGCACACUUUGUGCCAACAGAUAGAAGUUAUACAGAGCUCCCAAACAUUUGGACCUCUCUGUUCCCUUUGAAGUAAAAACAGCAGGUUAGGAUUUACUUUAGAGAACCAGUUUGAAAUGUCAUUAGUUACCAAAUGCCUUGCCUUAAGAUGCUUCAAGAAAGUGUAUCUUCUUAGAGUUUCAGUUCUAAUUUUAUUUGCAUUAUAUAGGCUGCUGCCUAUAUAAUGCAUACGUGCAGCAUGAUUUGUUGGUUGAUUGGAUGACUUAAGGCUCCUGCAUCAUGGAGAUGGCUUACUUUGAUAAGAGUCUGUGCUUUGGAAUCUUUUGAGACGAGACGUGGAAAAGGGCUGACUGUGAUCCAGGUCUCCUGGCUCCACCCAUGCCUGGAUCAGUGAUUCUUAACUUAAUCCCAAUCUUAUAUAAGCAAAAAAGGAUUUCAAACUUAGACUUAAUUUGCCAGAAAAUCUUGAGGAUUUUUUUGCUGAGAAAAAUCUGGAAGCUCUUAGUAACUAAGGAGGACCUUUGACUUCAUCUCUGAAGAUUGAGCAGUUUCCCCCCCCCCCCCCCCCCCCGCAGGAGCCUUUCUCUGGAGGCAGUAGGACCCACUCACCACAUUUUCACAGAGGAAGGGGGCAGCAAAGUCCACACUAGGAGCCCAGGAGUCCAUUGGCUUGAAUUCUGUGCCUGUUAGUUUGAGGUACGCGGUUGAAGCAUCUGUACAAAGGCAAUGCGCAUUCCUGUUUUUUCUCAGUACUUGAUGUUGAGACAAGGGUGUGCAGGCACCACUGUAAUAUAGGCCAACAGACGGUUGGAAGGCAGCCUUGGCCUAGUCAGAAGCCGAGUCAGGUGCUCCUUGGAAACUUCUUAGUGAUCUUGGUACUAGGAGCUCUAAGUAUGUCCCAUUAUUUCAGUGUUUGAAGUGUGCCCAGCCAGCUCUUUGCUUUGUGAGUCCUCUUGUCUGGUGUAUAAUCCAUCUCUGCUGCCUGGUAUAUUUCGUGAGAUGUACUUCAUGGGUGGGAGCAGUUCUGUUUGUGUAAAGCUGACUUCAUCCUUCACUGCAGUUGAAUAAUCUCAAGUCAGUCCUGGGAACUCUGUAGUUUCUGUAGAUUCCAAGUUUGGAGGGGAAGCCUCUCUUAAAAAUCCUCCAGCCGACAAGUCGAUUUAAUAGUUUGUGUAACUUGCUCCGCCCAGUAGUGAGUAGCUUCUCUUGAUUAGGAGAACGUCCCUGGAAUACCGUUUUGUUAUGAACAGUGGAAUUUGAACAUUUAAAACCCUUGUGGAUAAUUGAAUGAAACAAGAAAAUGUGUAUAUUGGCAUGAAUUAGCCAUUGAAUUUCAGCUCAUUACAUAAGGAAUAUUAAUAAAGUUUGUUUAUUGACAACCAAA